AUGUUCUAUAUGGAUGCAGUUAGCGAAUUACAACACCUAGAAGCAUUUUUGGUCGACGAACACGAACGUGAUCCAAAGAAAAUAGAGAACCUCUACGAGUGUGUGCAAUACGCCGCGGCAAUUGUUCCGCGAUUUGUCAAUGAUUUGCCUGAAUCCGAUAAGGAACCACGAGAAUGCGAUGGUACCGUAUCGGACGCGAUUCAUUUUGUGCUAGUGAACUUUGCUGAAAUGAAUAAGCUAUGGGUUCGAAUGCAACAUCAAGGACCGUCUAGAGAGCGGGAGAAACGGGAAAAGGAUCGUAUGGAGUUGCGGAUACUUGUUGGAACGAAUCUUGUGCGUCUGUCACAACUUGAAAACCUCACUGAGGACAUGUAUGUUAAGGAAGUAUUGCCGAGUAUUCUCGAGCAAGUCGUAUCCUGUCGAGAUCACAUUUCACAGGAGUAUUUAAUGGAAUGUGUCAUUCAAGUAUUUGGCGAUGAUUUUCACCUCGCGACAUUAAACGAAUUUCUACGAGCGUGUGGAGAUUUAGUUCCAGAGGUUAAUGUCAAAAACAUCCUGAUUGCAUUGAUUGAAAGACUGGCAUUGUUUGCUGCAAAUCCAGAUGGACCCGGCAUCCCAGCAGAUAUUCAACUGUUCGAUAUUUUCUCAGAACAGGCAAAGAACUUUGUGAAAAAUCGUACCGAAAUGCCUAUGGAGGACAUCGUGUCGCUUUAUGCUGCUCUGGUCAGCCUUGCGAUCAAGUGCUAUCCGAAUCGGCCAGAGUUUGCAAAUACAUCAUUCGGGAGUUUGAAAUGUAUUCUGGAGGAAAAGAAGAAAACUGCUAUCGAACCUUUCGACCCUAUUGGUCGUGAAUUGAUGAAGCUAAUCCGGCUACCUAUAGAUGAAUAUAAUAAUGCUCUGAAACUAGCCGGGCUCACCGAGUUUGUUCCUGUAAUGGAGACUUUCAAAUACCAUGGACGUUGCUUAGCUGCGUCACAUAUCAUUCAGAACAUGCUCGAAAAUGGAACACUGAUGAGAACUGAGGAGAAUGUUGCAGUGAUGUGCGCUAUGUUGCAUUCCUUAUUGGUAGACCAACAAGACCAACCUCCCAAUGCAUCGAACAUGCUCGAAAAUGGAACACUGAUGAGAACUGAGGAGAAUGUUGCAGUGAUGUGCGCUAUGUUGCAUUCCUUAUUGGUAGACCAACAAGACCAACCUCCCAAUGCAUCGGAAACUGAAGACUUCGAGGAUGAGCAGCAUUUAGUAGCUCGAUUUGUGCAUCUUAUUCAGGCUGAUACUCCCGACGAGCAGUUUUUGUUACUUAAUAAUGCAAGGAAGAUUUUGGGCGCUGGAGGGAAGGCCCGAAUCAAGUACACCUUGACUCCAAUUAUUUUCGAGCUUUAUAAGCUCAUAUUGCGAUUCGUUGAUCUCAAAGAUGAGGAGAAUUGGGAGGCAAAAAUGCGGAAGAUGUUCAUGUGUGCGAUGGGAACAAUUGGUGCGUUGAUCACUACAGCGGAAAUGUCAGAUCUUCCGCUAAAGUUAUAUUUGGAGGGUGCUAUGGUUGCUGAUAAAGUGCCAUUGCCUGAUGCAUCUUCUGUUGUCUACGAGUUCAUUUCGAAGGUUACUGAGGAUAUGCUAGUGGAGUUGAUAUCUCGCACAAAGGAAAAUGCCGUGCAGCUCGACGUAAGCGCCGAAGCUGACGCGCUAGAAAAGCACCUGGCUAUGACGUUGCAGCAUAUCAAAAGAUCGAAGGAAAAGCGUCCGGGAUUAGCAGAGCGGCUUCAGUUAUAG
Molecule: messenger RNA, 1770 nt
Organism: Ostertagia ostertagi
Lineage: Eukaryota; Metazoa; Nematoda; Chromadorea; Rhabditida; Trichostrongylidae
Source: the annotation of a GenBank genome assembly